Phalaenopsis equestris is the source of this 1548-nucleotide messenger RNA. Its product is annotated as probable receptor-like protein kinase At1g49730. NCBI's taxonomy places the organism in Eukaryota, Viridiplantae, Streptophyta, Magnoliopsida, Asparagales, Orchidaceae. The record is from RefSeq and is a predicted model, not a curated record. The annotation marks the transcript as partial. Gene Ontology annotation, biological process: protein phosphorylation. Gene Ontology annotation, molecular function: ATP binding; protein kinase activity. The transcript is spliced from 8 exons.
CUCUCUCUCUCUCUCUCUCUCUCUCUCUCUCUCUCUCUCUCUCUCUUCCGUCCCUCGACUCUUCUGUAAUGUUGGCUCUGCUUAUCGGCUUGUUGUUUUCGGUCGUUCUUUUGGAAGUUCGAGGCGUUGUUGCGAUCACAGGAGUUUGUCCUCUGGAUUUUAGCUGGGCAAAUUUUUCCUCGGCAAUUUCUGCUUGUUCGGAUCCAAAUGAGAGGGGACAUUGCUGCCGCUACAUCAAUGCCCUUGUUACAAUUUCUAUUGCACAUUAUGCGAAUGAAACGGGCAAGCUAGGGGUUCCAUCAGCAUUCUCUGAGAUUUGCCUUAAUUCUGUUUCUGAAACGUUUGGUUUGCAUGGAGUUCCAGACAGUGCUCUAGUAUUUUGUGGCCUGGGCCCGAAGAUUCAAGUUUCUUAUCAGUGCAGUGGAAGGGGAACUGUGUUGGAGAUGAUGCAGUCCCCUAACUUUAGUGAUGUUCUUAAUAAUUGUGAGAUGCCACUCACAUUAGAGGAUAAUUGCAGGAGAUGUUUAAACUCGGGCAUUUUAUAUCUUCGUGGUCUUAUGGGCUUAGACAAUAAUGUUGCAAUGAGUAUGUGUCGUGAUGCAGUUUUUGUCGUCCUAGCAACCCAAGUUGGCAAUGUGUCAGCCGUUGACAUGGCCAGCUGUUUUUUUGGAGUACAAAUGCCACGCAACCUCCCAGGAUUAAGUUCUCAAUUGAUUCCGCCUACUUCCCCGCAAAGCCCACUAUCUAUUCAAAGCACAGGUCAAAACCAAACCAAUGUAACUGGCACGCCUCUCAAGAAACAUCAUCAUUCAUACCUGCUGACGCUAAUUCCAGCAGUUGGGGUUGUGGUUAUUACGGUGGCAGUUCUCUUACUGCUAAUUCUCUUAGUACUUAUUCAGAAGAAAAUUAAGGAAUUAAAGUUUUCAGAUGAUCACAUUGAGAAAUCAAGGCGUUCUUCACCCCUACAAUCCGUCUACAAAUGUCAAGAUGGUCCAUAUCCCAUGUUCCAACAGUUUAGUUUCAAAGAGACGAUGAAAGCAACAGAUAAUUUCAGCACCAUCAUAGGAAAAGGUGGUUUUGGAACGGUCUACAAAGCUCAGUUCAGUGAUGGAACCAUAGGUGCUGUGAAGCGGAUCAACAAAAUAUCAAAGCAAGGUGAAGAGGAGUUUUGCCGAGAAUUAGAGCUCCUUGCUCGGUUGCAUCAUCGCCAUCUUGUUGCUCUCAGGGGAUUUUGCAUAGAUAGAAAUGAGAGGUUUCUCGUGUGCGAGUACAUGGAAAAUGGAUGCUUGAAGGAUCAUCUUCAUGCUCCGGGGAGACCUCCUUUGAGCUGGCAUGCCAGAUUACAAAUUGCUAUUGAUGUUGCCAAUGCACUGGAGUAUCUCCAUUUCUAUUGCAAUCCUCCUCUUUGUCACAGGGACAUAAAGUCGAGCAAUAUUCUUUUGAAUGGGAACUUUGUAGCAAAGGUUGCAGAUUUUGGCCUUGCACAUGCUUCAAGAAGUGGAACGAUCAGUUUUGAACCAGUGAGCACUGAUAUUCGUGGAACUCCUG